This is a messenger RNA of Chilo suppressalis (striped riceborer), 381 nucleotides long. NCBI's taxonomy places the organism in Eukaryota, Metazoa, Arthropoda, Insecta, Lepidoptera, Crambidae. The record is from the annotation of a GenBank genome assembly.
AUGGCUUUGGCUUUGCAACGAAGGGCGAAUGUCCGACUGCCUCCUGAAGUCAACAGAAUUUUAUAUAUUCGCAAUCUACCAUAUAAAAUAUCAGCAGAAGAAAUGUAUGACAUCUUUGGAAAAUAUGGCGCUAUAAGACAAAUCCGUGUAGGAAAUACGCCUGAAACAAGAGGGACUGCUUUCGUGGUAUAUGAGGACAUUUUUGAUGCAAAAAAUGCCUGUGAUCACCUUUCUGGCUUCAAUGUCUGUAAUAGAUAUUUGGUGGUAUUAUAUUACAGAUCCAAUAAAGCAUUCAAAGGUAUGGAUAUUGAAAAGAAACAGGAAGAAAUUGAUGCCCUUAAGAAGAAAUAUGGAAUAUCUUCCGAAGACUUGCGAAAAUAA